AUGGAGUAUCAGCCAGCACCGACACCAUCUUACACGGCCCCAGCCUCUGUCCCGGCUCCAGUUCCGGCAUCAAUGCCUCCGGAUUCUAGGUUGGAGCGCCCAGUCUCUACCCCUUUUGCGGGAACGGACAUCCGAUCAAUAAAAACCGCCUGUGAGUUCUCGCUGGGCGAGUAUCUCACCCUGCAAAAGAGACGGCGAUAUGACGACCCGGCUAGUGGACAUCGUCUCCAUACGCAGCAAGGCAUCGUUAUGAGUGAUCUGCAGGCAUUGCGUAGCGAGGUGUCGGACCUAGUCAGGACGACCGAGUCUCACAGAUGGCGUCGAUGGAUCCUGGGUGGUCUCGCCGCGUCUCUCAUCCCCGCCGUCCGUAGAAUAUUUCGUCGUUCGUCAAAAGACAACGAGGCCAACGACACCGAGUAUGCCUUCAAAAGAAGUAAGUCGCUUGUUGGGCGUAUCCUGGAUUCCGUGCGUGGCAAAAGCAAGUUAGCAUCAGUGGCCUUCUUUGUAUUAGCUAUCCUGUACGUGUUUCAGAGCGAGGUGUCUUUGCGAGUUGCUCGAACGGUGUCUAAGCGACUUAAGCGGCUCAUCGCCAAGGUUGAGAGAGGUGACCAAGGCCUCGGGGAUGACGACAUGAAAGUCCUUAAAGGCUGGCGUUGGCGAGUGCUUCUGUGGUAGUAGUCGUUUAGCCCUAGGUCUGCGGAGACCGUACCCAUGUUAUGUUAAGAAUUACAAUGUGAUAUACAUAUAUCUUACAGUUCUUUUUAUCUCAGCUUCACGACUUGAUCCCUUGGGCCCCGGGAACGAACGCCCAUUGCCGUCAUCAUAAUACGUUACCCAAGUAUACCCAUAUGCGUCUCCCUGUUGCAGGAAGAAAUCAUAGAAUUCGUCCUGACCUUUUCGGAACCACACCUUCUUCCUAUCACUCGACCGAGCACUCCAUCCUAAUAGAAAGCUCCGGACCGUAUCCAUAAAGGUAUAUGUCGAAGGAAAUAUUCCUUGAAAUACCACACAUCUAAAUUCCCUACAAGGACCUCCCGUGUCUUACAUGUCG
Molecule: messenger RNA, 1051 nt
Organism: Annulohypoxylon truncatum
Lineage: Eukaryota; Fungi; Ascomycota; Sordariomycetes; Xylariales; Hypoxylaceae
Exons: 2
Coding region: 1-675 (224 amino acids)
Source: RefSeq, a predicted model, not a curated record